AUGGCCGUAAACUUGGACAUACAACUGAAGCGGUCGAACAAGGUGUAUCGCGAAGGCGACACGAUCGCCGGGGUGGUGGUCAUCGACACGCCGACGGACGUCAAACACGAAGGCGUCUUCAUGACCAUCGAGGGCACGGUCGACCUACAGAUCAGCACGCAGAACGUUGGCGCUUUCGACGCUUUCUACAAUUCUGUCAAGCCAGUCCAGUUGAUGAUGUGCUCGUUGGAAAUAGCCCGCGCCGGCCGCUUUCCGAGCGGUAUCACAGAAAUACCGUUCGAAGCGCCAGUCACGCCACUCCUGAACAAAGUGCUGUACGAGUCCUAUCACGGCGUGUUCAUUAAUGUCCAGUACCUGCUAAAGGCCGUCAUCAAGAGGAAUUUCUUGAACAAGGACAUUCACAAAACGCUAGAGUUUGUCGUCGAAAAUAAUCCAUGCUUAAAUAUGCUGUCAUCUAAAGUGGACAAAUUUGUGAUAAAUCAAAAUACUUUGGCAAAUGUAAAUGAUAGUUCCAACAUACCAAAGUUUCACAUUGUUGGUUCAAUCGAUUCGGUUAUCUGUUCAAUUAUGCAGCCAUUUACUGGAGAAAUGAAAAUUGAACAUUCUGAUAUCCCCAUUAAAUCAAUAGAUGUACAAUUGGUGCGCGUUGAGACCUGUGGUUGUGCCGAAGGUUUUUCAAAAGAUGCCACUGAAAUUCAAAACAUUCAAGUUGCUGAAGGAAAUGUACCAACGGGUAUCUCAAUUCCAAUUUACAUGAUAUUUCCAAGGUUAUUUUCUUGUUCCACCACGAAAACAACAAAUUUUAAAAUAGAGUUUGAAGUCAAUGUUUCUGUUAUUUUUGUAGACGAACACUUGGUGACUGAAAAUUUUCCAAUCACUCUCUUUAGAUGA
Macrosiphum euphorbiae (potato aphid) is the source of this 891-nucleotide messenger RNA. The record is from the annotation of a GenBank genome assembly. Lineage: Eukaryota; Metazoa; Arthropoda; Insecta; Hemiptera; Aphididae.